This is a messenger RNA of Limulus polyphemus (Atlantic horseshoe crab), 1608 nucleotides long. RefSeq lists its product as uncharacterized. Lineage: Eukaryota; Metazoa; Arthropoda; Merostomata; Xiphosura; Limulidae. The coding region runs from base 103 to 546 and encodes 147 amino acids. The record is from RefSeq and is a predicted model, not a curated record. The transcript has 2 exons.
UGACAGUUGUGUCUAUUUUAGUACAUCGCAAACAAACAACUAAUCCCUCCAGGCUUAACAGAUGCCAUCAAUCGAAUCAGCAGAAGAAUUCAAUCCUUUGCUAUGUAUGAACGUUACUGGCAGAGUCAACAAGACCAACCUCAACAGGCCCAUUCUAACCAAUUCAGAAAUCCUUCUGCUGCUACCCAUCAAAAUCGUGCAUUUAUCCACCAGCAACAGCAGGCAUACGUUCGGAUUCAAAACCCAAACAUUAGAAAUCAACAACCCACAUCUAACAGAAACAUUCCAACAUUUGUUCAUAAUCCAGGGGUCCAGUGGAGAUUCACUCAGGUGGGUAGAGCCCGUGUACCGCAGGCAGUGUUUCCAAGUGGUGUUACCAUCACGCCAGUACCAUCAGAUGGUAAAGGAGAGAAAAACGGUGAGGACAGGGGUCCACAGCCCAUCAUCACAGAAGUUGAUGACACAGAAAACCUCUUUUACCAGUCUUCACAGAAUUAUGUACCACGAAAAACACCAACAUCUGUCACAAUUGAGGAAGUCCUGUAAAACUGAGUUCUUAGCAACUUAAGCACUUUUACCCGGGACCAUUUGACAUGCCUGAAAAUAAUUCCUCAUCAAGAUAUGGCUGCAGAUUCGGGCAUGUCUACUAGGAGAAGUUAUUUCUGUGUGUGUGUGCAGAUAGUCGUGCUAAACUCAAUGAGUAUUUGACAGUUGUUUCAGUGUAUGAAGAAACUAAGUGCUGUUCAUUACUUGGACCAUCGUGGUAAGAAGAAGGAGGGACUAGUUAAAAGGAAGAGACGAGCUUGAUAGAAUAGUUAAAGUCAGUUACAGAAUUGGUAAUUGCAGGUUUACCAGGUAAAAAAAAUCACGCACUGUUGCACAAAGACUUAGGGAUCUGAAGCAUCAGUUUCUUCCAGAUUGCUGUCGAAAUACUAUCUGCUAAGAAAAACUGAGUUGGCUAUCAAACUAUCUAAUUUACUGUGUAUUCUACUGAGCUGUUUGUGAAAUUUAGCUAUCUUUGUAUGCUGUGAAUAUUCCUCGUAAACUGAUUGAAUCGGUUUCUUAGCAUUUAAACCUGAGUUAAAAUGAAUUUACAGAAAGUUUUGUGUCUACAAAUUUUAUUCCAGCUCUACUACAAACAGUUUUCCAAACCUGAAACUACCCCCAGCAGUUCUGUGUAUUAAUAAUCAAGUAAGCUGAAUCUAUUUUUAUAUACAUCUCACCUUAAAAACAUAAUACAAAGUUUAUUGUAUUCUGUAUCCAACUAAUUUUAUGCAAGAAUUUUGAAGUCAUGUAAAACCUUUUCAUGUUGUUAUUUUAUCAAUACUUUUUUGGUAGAAAAUUAAUGUCAGUUUUGAUUAAAUGUUUGUUAUUAAAACUAAACAUUCAAUGGGAUGUUUUUAUAUAAUAAUGAAAAACAAGUUUUGGAGUUCUGCUUAAGUUAUUUCUUCAGUAGGUAAACCUUCUGUUCCCCCAAAAAGAAAAGUAUGAAUAAAUUUUCAGUUAAAUGUACUGCUUCUUUGAUUUAUAAAGUUCUCAUGAAGCAGUUGUACUGGAACCUUGUACAAAGUUGUUUUACUGUGGUCAAUAAAUGUGAAAUCUCACAAA